Molecule: messenger RNA, 654 nt
Organism: Alternaria postmessia
Lineage: Eukaryota; Fungi; Ascomycota; Dothideomycetes; Pleosporales; Pleosporaceae
Exons: 2
Coding region: 1-654 (217 amino acids)
Source: RefSeq, a predicted model, not a curated record
AUGUCGGUCCCUCACACAGAUGUCGACGUCACAUUUCCUCAUUAUACCUCUCUGCCACCAUACUUCGGCAACCAUCCACCAGCUCUCGAAAAGAGAGAUCACCACGAUCCAACCUCCGAGAAGACUAGUAGUACCGGCGCCUACGAACUGCAGGCUCGCACCGAUACCGACGACGAAUCGAAAUACGGCUUCUGGGGCGAAUUGGAUGAGACUAAGAGUCCGUCUGAGAUGGAGCGACUGUUCAUGAGCGCAAUAGCCAAACUCUGCUUCUAUUUGUGUGCAUAUUGCGUCCUUAUGUUGGGUGGUGCCUUUGGCCUCUACUUCGCUUUCGAACUUGCCUUCGGCCGUUAUGGGCUAGGCACAGGGACGGCCAUUCACAGAGACCAGCUCCCACCAAGCACAUCGUAUGGGAUCAAAUUCUGCCUCGAGUCGCCGAACCGCGAAGCACCUAGUGCGCAGGCCUGGCGCUACAUGAGAGCAGCUACUGGCGACUGUUGUGCGACCGAUACCAUUGACUUCAUCCUCGACUCCAAGGAAACAUGGAAGGUUCAGCCGGGUGCUAUUCUGGUCUUGCAAAAUGAGGAGCCAUAUCUUGAUCAACUCAAGAAGACGCAGACGCCCACAGUCUCCCGAGAGCAAGUACAGGUUCCUUAG